This is a messenger RNA of Grosmannia clavigera kw1407, 1362 nucleotides long. RefSeq names its product c-type cyclin. Lineage: Eukaryota; Fungi; Ascomycota; Sordariomycetes; Ophiostomatales; Ophiostomataceae. The transcript has 4 exons. Gene Ontology annotation, cellular component: nucleus; cyclin/CDK positive transcription elongation factor complex. The record is from RefSeq and is a predicted model, not a curated record. Gene Ontology annotation, biological process: regulation of transcription by RNA polymerase II; positive regulation of DNA-templated transcription, elongation. Bases 1 to 1362 code for a protein of 453 amino acids. Gene Ontology annotation, molecular function: cyclin-dependent protein serine/threonine kinase activator activity.
AUGGGUCGCCGCGGUCAUCGACAUGGAGGCGGUGCCGGAAUGGGUGGAGGAAGAGGCAGCGGGAUGGGGAUGGCAACACACAUGGCGGCCGAUAUGCCUCUUCUACCACCACCGCCACCACCACCGAUUGAUGUGCAUCCACCAGUAAAGGGCCCGUACCCGGGAGUUGUCUCUGUAGCGUGCCAGUACACCCAGGAGCAGCAGCUGCGACGGAUGCAACGCGACAAGGGCUGUGAUCCAUCUAGAGAAGACAGCUACCGUCUGCAAGGAGUCCAGCUGAUCGAUAAUGUCCGGGAGUCGCUGCAGUUACCUGUCAAGACGUUUACUACGGCCUGCACAUAUUACCACAAGUUCCGCCUCAGCUUCCGAGAUGCUGAAUACAACUUCCAGGAUGCUGCCUUGUCGGCUCUGUUUGUGGCUUGCAAGGUGGAGGACACUAUAAAGAAAUCUAAGGAGGUUCUGUGUGCGGCCUACAACCUGAAAAACGCAGACAAGCCGACUGCGCCCGAUGACAAGAUCUUUGAGCGGCCCUCUACGAUUAUCGUUGGCCUUGAUCGUCUCAUCCUCCAAACUGUGGGCUUCGACUUUCGCGUCCGCCACCCGCAGAAGCUGCUGAUCAAGAUGAUUCGCCGGCUCAUCCCGCCGGAAGAUGCAAAGGAGUUUUUGGCUGUGGCAUACCCCAUGUCCAUCGACCUGUACAAGACGUUUGCGCCCAUCAAGCAGACGUCCUUCACCAUGGCCCUCAGUGUGAUUGAGCUGACGGCCCUCGUCCUCGGCAAGCACGUCGAGGCCAUCCGGGCGUUGGACGCAGAGGCAUUCCACACCAGCAGGGGUUGCAUUGUGGAGACGCUGCUCGACCUCCUGGACCUCUACACCCAGUUUACUAAGGCGACGAAGAUCGGGCCGCGCUUCAAGCUCGACAGGUUUAUCGAGAUCAAGAUUAGGAUCAAUGAGGAGGUCGAUGCAGGCCCACAGCUUGUCCGAAUCGAGAGCUGGUGCGACAAAUGUGCGGCCGAGGAGCGAGACACAAAUCCGAUGACACCGAAAUCGGCGACGUCGCCGGCCACGACGGGAUCCGGGCCCGGCGGCAGCAAGACAAAGGCUGCGGGCCCGAAGCGCCAGGAGACGACUAUGCGGUUCGUCUUCUCGGACGAAGCUAUGCGCCAUGAACAAUCGGAAAUGGCAAAGUAUUUCGCAGAGGAGUACGAGGAGUUCGAGGCCGAGGUCGAGGAGUCGGGAUGUCUUUCGCUCUCAUGCAACUCGCUGAGUGAUGGGAUGAUGGGUGUGCUGAGCACUGUUAGCUUUGUCCUUGUGGCACCCUUCAAGGGGCCUCUGGGGGGCGAAGUGCGUGUUAUCCUGUAG